Molecule: messenger RNA, 1721 nt
Organism: Exophiala xenobiotica
Lineage: Eukaryota; Fungi; Ascomycota; Eurotiomycetes; Chaetothyriales; Herpotrichiellaceae
Exons: 3
Coding region: 313-1563 (416 amino acids)
Source: RefSeq, a predicted model, not a curated record
CUUCUCCCCUUCUACGUCAACAUGCAGUUUCAUUCUUAUUAUUCCCCGAAAGCCGAUUAUGCUGAUCAUCCUGCGUUGAUGUAAGUUGGCAUAGCCCCAUUCAGAACGAGCAAUUUGCCAAUUAUCACCCAUCUUCGACUCGCAUCACUGGCGUAAGCCAAGUGAAGUGACCACUGUUACCGACCUUUCAUUCCCAAGCUUUCCGCGAACAUCCUACACAGUCAGAGUCCUUCUUGGACAUAUUACCACCCCAGCAGACGAUGAUUAUACCCUCUCGCGUGCUCUCCCUCUGUUGAACGCCAUCAGUCCACGAUGCCGGAAGUCGUUCGCGGCAGUCGUGCCAGUCUACAGCUGGAUCGAAAUGCAUCCCCAGGCACGCCCUCGCAAGAGAGACGAGCCGUCCACUUCGGUCCCGAGAGUCCACCUCCGGAUGACGUUCCGACACCGGGAAUAAACGCAGUCGACACUGGCCUCAGCACUGAUUCAGGGCGAAGGCGGAGUUCCCAGCACAGGAGGAGACGGACUCAGGACAUGACCUCGCCCGAACGAGCCGCCUACUAUGACAGUCGUGCUGCAACCAAAAGAGAAUUCCGCAGACGAGCGAGCACCCUACAAGAAUAUUACCAGGAACACCCGGAGCUGCUUCCGCAAUUGCCCUUCACAUGGCGCCAUGGUCUCAAGAGAUGGAAAUUGGGCUUCACGAUAUUCAUCAUGGUGGUGGAUGCCUGCGUCGUCCCUAUCGUGUUAUACUAUUCCCUGAAAUUUGCAGGCCAUGUACAAGGGUGGAUAAUAUUCGCAGUUGUUGCUACCAUCUGGGGUGGGCCAACAUACGUCGAAUUCGCCGUUCGAUCCUGGAGACUGAUCAAAAAGGAAAACUUCUUUCGGCCAUUGGGCACAUCAAAUCGAUGGGCGUUCGACAUCACGCAUUGGAUUUCAAGUUUGACAAUCGGAGCUGUCACCGCCUUCCUCAUCAUCGGUAGCGCACCCCAUAUAGUAUGGAUACGCGUAUUGUCCAUGCCAGCUCCUUCAAUCCUUUACUGUCUCGGGGGAAGUGUGUUUAUAAUCACCAUGUACAGCCUUACGGGUCGAAAAGCACCAUUCCGAAUAAGUUCUACACCCAAAGGUGGCGAAGUGUAUCCUGGAGUCUACUAUUUGAUAGAGGAUAUCGUUGCCGUCAAUGCCGGCGCCGGCAGGCCAUUCCGCGAAGCACUUGCGGCCCGAUAUAUCGCGAGCCCUCGGUUCAGAAGGAUGAUCAAAGUUCAGUCUUUGUUUUGGUCGAUACCAUCACUGAUUGUUGCCAUUGUCUGUACAAUCAUCAUUGUCAUUCAUCCUAUCUCUAAAGAAGUUGGAUAUGGUAUUGGAUGGGGUGUCCCUUUUCUAUGGAUGGGUAUCUGGACCGCCAUCUCUGUUCCUUGGAUUCGACGUGACAUGCACUUGGAGACCAUCACCUGGGAAGAAGACUUUGGCAUUGUUCCUGAAAAGAAGCACAAGCACGCCACGUCUGACACAGACCAAGAGCUGCCGCCAAAUGAACCGAAACUACCUGAACCAGUACAUACAUAAUCCAGUGUACGGUGCAUCACGUCACUUUGUUAUAAAGAUACCCUGCUGUAUUUGCGAAAGAGCCUUUUCGAAAGCAGUGAGCGUUUUUCUCUUCUCGGCAUGUCACAUUCAGGGUUGGGAUUGACGGGUGGGAGUAUCAUCAUGAGCGGAGAACGAAC